UUAUCCCAUAUCGGAGCUUGUAUUUAAACGCUCUCGUGGGAGGUGUAAGAAACUGAUUCUAAUGGUACACACGGUUACAAAGCGAGUUAAUUGCAGCCUAACACUAACUGAUGUGCGUUACUCAGUAGCAGAAUAACUGUCAUCAGAAGUAAAGCUGGACCGGAACUGCGUUUACAGCUUUAAGAGACUGGACUGACAAAUCCAGGGACGGCGGAGUAAACUGAGUUGGAGAGGGAGGAGGAAGUUUCCAACCGGAGCGAGAAUCUUCAUCUUGUGACUGCCGGGAGAGAGAAAAUGCAAGCUACAGUACGGAAGCGGCAGAAUGCCAUGCAACCAUCCACCUUUCCGACUAGACCAGGGUCCAGGGAUGCAGAAUCCUCUCUGAAGAAGCCACAGUUCCAUCUGGAUCUGUGGUUCUACUUCACCGUGCAGAACUGGGUCCUGGACUUCGGAAGGCCCAUUGCCAUGAUAGUCCUACCUUUGGAGUGGUUCCCCCUCAACAAACCAAGCGCUGGCGAUUACUUCCACAUGGCCUACAACGUCAUCACACCAUUCCUGCUUCUCAAGCUGAUUGAGCGCAGCCCAAAAACCCUUCCCCGCUCGGCGGUGUACCUCUGCAUCGUCACCUUCGUCAUGGGCGCCAGCAUCCACCUGGUCGGCGACUCCAUUAACCACCGGCUCAUCCUGAGCGGCUACCAGCUGCACCUGUCCGUCAGGGAGAACCCCAUCAUCAAGGACCUGAAGCCUGCGUCCCUGAUUGAUUCCUUUGAACUUUUAUAUUAUUACGAUGAACACCUGGGUCACUCAAUGUGGUAUAUUCCCUUCUUCUUCAUCUUUUUCCUGUACUUCACUGGCUGCUUCACACACGCCAGGGAAGAGAACGCCACACCCCUCUCUGCCUGGCUGCUGCUGGGACCCAGCGCCCUUUACUAUUGGUACCUGGUGACGGAGGGCCAGAUCUUCAUCCUUUUCAUCUUCACCUUCUUUGCCAUGCUGGCCACCGUCAUGCACCAGAAGCGGCGGGGUUUAGCGCCCGACAGCAACGGCCUCUUCCUGCUGUACAGCUUCUCCCUGGCCUUGGGGCUGGUGGCCGUCUGGGUGGCCUGCCUGUGGAGUGACGAGGUCCUGCGCAGGAAGUACCCGGGCGUCAUCUACGUGCCCGAGCCCUGGGCCUUCUACACUCUGCACGUCAAGGACAGCCAAUAGCAGACUGGUCGCACGCUGUGCACGUCAAGGACAGCCAAUAGCAGACGGGUCGCACACUGUGCUCGUCAAGGACAGCCAAUUGCAGACGGGUCAGCACUGUAGGUCACGCCCAUCUGCCUGGUGCAGCUACGCAACACAUAUCUUUCUGCACCUGAACGUAUUUCUGGGCUGUGCGAAGGACGCGUAUGACCUCUGACCUGGGUGACCUGGUUGACUGAGGUAUCUUUUCUAGCCCCCUCAAAGCCAGCUGUUUUGCUAGUAUUGCAUUCUGGUUGUCCAGGCCUUGUUCUUGUUGUUUCCUGCUGGGUUUUGUAUUUCUGUUCCGCUCCAGGACAAUGGAAAUGAUGUAAUCAGCAGGAGAGUGCUGUCUUAGCUGUCCUGGGAUACCUCCAGCUCCAGUAUUACCCCUGCUUCCUGCUCUCUCUCUCCCAUCCUCUCUAAAAGGAUAAAGGGGAUACAGUGUCAUCUUCAAUAGGACCAUGUACUGUAUGUAAUUUAUUAUUUACAGCACAGGGUUGUUCAGCAGUUUACAAGGAGAUGCCAGGGGCUUUAAAAAAUGUAUGUACUCUUGUUACUGGUCAAGCGGCCUUGUUUACGUUUUAUCGAACCCAUCCCUCUAUGGGUACCCUUUCCCUUUCAAUGCUGCAGUCACUCUGACUGCAGUAUGCAGAGACAGCACGGCUUACUACAUAAAUGUAAUGUAUGUUUUCUAUGCGUUGUCCAGCGUUAACAUCCCUGCCUUCAAUGCAACCGAAUCAGUAUAAACCCAUGUUCCCAUUGAGGUACUUUCUUUACUGUAUUCUUUCACAAAAAAGCUAAAUGGAAAUGCCGCUCACUGUGGCUAUUCUGUGUGUGUGCAUUUACUUAAUGUGCUCUGCCUCUCUAUACAGUAAGUAGCCAAGUUCUGUUGUAGUUGUCAUAGCCUUUGGCCCGAUACUGACAUGAAAUGGCUUACCAUUAACCAUGACCUUUGUGUUGUAGUAUGACUAAAUUGCACCCUUAAUUUCCCUGAGGUAUAUCUGCUCUCUAGUUAGGAGUAAAAUCCAGCACACAAUCUCCAAUUUAUUAUGGUUUGGAAAUAGAACUUUGUUUGUUUUUCAUGUUUUCCAGUUUGUCUCAGGAGCAUUCGCCCACAGAGUAACGGCAGUCUGUUUCAUCCAUGUACUGGCCAUAACCGCAUAAUGACAUGAGAGUUUAAUGGUGAGAACAGGCCCUUUAUUCCAUGUAGGUUUCUCAUUGUAUGGAUGGCCUGGAAUGCUGGGUCUAGUGCUGUGUCAAGCCUGAAUGAUUAUUGAGGCCAUUGCACAUAGGGGCACUACACGUAGAAUGCCCCUUUUCUUUGUCAUUUUCUUCUACAUCACUCUUGCUGCAAUGUCAUUUAUAUUUCCUCUGCCCCUGGAAAAUCUCCCAAGUGGUUAAAAAGAUAUGAUUGAAGUGGCAGGCUAAUGGGAUGAUUGAAUGUGAUCAUUAUAAUUGGUACAAUAUCGGCCUGCGGAAUAUUAAAAUUCAUUAGAUUGUAAUUAACUGAUUUGGCAAACUUUAAAUUAGAGUGGAGUAUGGAAAGUCUAUAAUCAAGGAUCCAGUUACAGCUCAUUAAAAAGAUUAUACAUGA
Messenger RNA from Conger conger (European conger), 2818 nucleotides. RefSeq names its product CLN6 transmembrane ER protein b (gene cln6b). The transcript has 8 exons. The record is from RefSeq and is a predicted model, not a curated record. Lineage: Eukaryota; Metazoa; Chordata; Actinopteri; Anguilliformes; Congridae. Bases 295 to 1206 code for a protein of 303 amino acids.